AUGAUUGAAGAAAAGAAGGAGAUCAGCACCUCGCAGGCCGCUGCGGCGGGCACCUCGGCUGCCCCCGUCUGCGGCGCCGCGGCCGCAGCCCACCCGCCGCUGCUCGACGCCGCAGAGCCAGCCACCGCUGCAGCGCCCGCCGCAGCAGCAGCAACAACAGCAGCAGCAGCAGCAGCAGCAGCUAAGGGAGGGCCGAAGCAGCAGCAGGGGCUCUCCCCCCUCCACGGCCAUCUUCUCUCUCGAGUGCUUUGGCUCAGCAGCAGCAGCCCCAAAGAAAAGCUGCAGUGCAGUCUCGUCUGCAAAGACUGGGGAGCAGCACUCGCCGCUCCCGCAGCAGCGUGGAGCCCCACAGCAGCAAGCAGCAGCAGCAGCAGCAGGGCAAAGGCCCUCCCGCUGCAGGGCCAUUUGCUGCUGCAGGUGCUGGGCCUAGCAGAAGAGACGCAGCAGCAGCAGCAGCGCCUGAAGCUCGUCUGCAAAGACUGGAAAGAAGCCUUGGCAUUGCCUGCAGCGUGGCUAGACACCCGAGAAAGUUUGCAGCCGGCGGAGCCCGCAAGGACGCGCCGCAUGGAAGAAAGACUCGCAGUUUACUUCGCCGCCCUGAAGCAGCAAAGCGACGAUUUGCUGCAGCAGCGAAAAUAUAAAUGA
Molecule: messenger RNA, 645 nt
Organism: Eimeria tenella
Lineage: Eukaryota; Apicomplexa; Conoidasida; Eucoccidiorida; Eimeriidae
Exons: 5
Coding region: 1-645 (214 amino acids)
Source: RefSeq, a predicted model, not a curated record